AUGCUCAUGAGACAACUUGCUACUUCAGCCAGCCAGAAGAACCUGUCCCUUGCUCCUAAGGCCACCACCCACAAAGAGAUCCCAAAGCUGAAAUCUAGGAGGAAGGAAAAGAAGAGGAAGGACAUAUGGACCAUCAAUCAUUCCGAGGGUACAAAGCUGUGCAUCAUCAAGCAGAGGGGCUCCAGUUACUGUCCUGAAGACCUGGAAGUCUUCUACCAACUUCUCGAGGAUCCCAUCAUCCAGAGCUCUUUAGAAAUCGAAAUUUUCCUCAAAGAGUCUGACAAAAACCUGUUCUCCAUGGUGGUGGAGUAUUUUAGCCGUGUUGGGAUGUCUGGACACCUGUACAACAGGAUCCAUUUCUUUCUAACCCUCUACAUUGCCUCUUAAAUGGAGGAGGAUGAACCCACCUCCCAGUGGAUCAUACUCCAGUCCCUGCUGGGCAGGGAGCACGUGGAUAAGCUCUCCAAGAAAUUUCUCAAGCUGAGGAAGGAGUUCUUCCAGGCCAUGGAAUACUGGGCCUGGGUCACCCCAGAGCUCUGUGAGGUGAUCCAGGCCCAGAACCCACAGCACUGGGUCUGGAGUCGGGUGCGCCAGUGCAACCCCUAG
This is a messenger RNA of Suncus etruscus (white-toothed pygmy shrew), 606 nucleotides long. Its product is annotated as speedy protein E6-like. The record is from RefSeq and is a predicted model, not a curated record. Lineage: Eukaryota; Metazoa; Chordata; Mammalia; Eulipotyphla; Soricidae. Gene Ontology annotation, biological process: positive regulation of cyclin-dependent protein serine/threonine kinase activity. The transcript is spliced from 5 exons. Gene Ontology annotation, molecular function: protein kinase binding.